AGAAGACGAGAAAUCUAAUCUCAGAACCCAACAACACCUAGCAACAGUUGAAAAAACUUUUAAACAAAAGUCUGGGUGGGAGAUAUACAACAGCCUCCAAUUUCUGCUGAUCGGGAUUUCAGGGAGAAGAAGCUGCUUUCUUUCCCCUUCUCUCUACUCAGUUUCCUGCAUGACUUCAGCUAUUGGCCAGUCCUAGGAAAGAAAGUGGGAAAAGCUUUUUCCUCUGUAUUCUUUUGGGUUGGAUAGUUUUCCAGGACUCCAGUCUCUCUUGGGCUGUGGGACAAGCCACUGGGUUCUUCAAAGGAUAAACUACCUCCAUAAAGGACAUACUCUUGGUUAAACAAGCUGCCGUCAGGUGGGAAUGAGAUCCCGAAACCAGGGUGGUGAAAGUUCAUCCAAUGGGCAUCUCUCCUGCCCCAAGUCCUCUAUCAUCAGCAAUGCUGAUGAUAAAAGUUUCUCAGAAGAUGCAAAAAAGAAGAAUAAAUCAAACAGAAAGGAGGAUGAUGUCAUGGCCUCAGGAACUGUCAAACGACACCUAAAACCAUCUGGAGAAAGCGAGCGAAAGAAUAAGAAAUCCUUGGAGUUAUCCAAAGAAGACCUUAUACAGCUACUCAGUAUAAUGGAAGGAGAGUUGCAGGCCAGGGAAGAUGUGAUCCAUAUGCUGAAGACGGAGAAAACCAAGCCUGAGGUUCUGGAGGCUCAUUACGGGUCUGCAGAACCAGAGAAAGUGCUCCGAGUCCUGCACCGAGACGCCAUCCUAGCCCAGGAGAAAUCUAUAGGAGAAGAUGUCUAUGAGAAACCAAUUUCAGAGCUGGACAGACUUGAGGAAAAACAGAAAGAAACCUACCGGCGCAUGCUAGAGCAGCUGCUGCUGGCAGAGAAGUGUCACAGGCGCACCGUGUACGAGUUAGAGAGCGAGAAGCACAAACACACUGACUACAUGAACAAGAGCGACGACUUCACCAACCUGCUGGAGCAGGAGCGGGAGAGGUUGAAAAAGCUCCUUGAACAAGAAAAGGCUUACCAGGCCCGAAAAGAAAAGGAAAAUGCUAAGCGACUCAAUAAACUAAGAGAUGAGCUUGUGAAACUCAAGUCCUUUGCACUCAUGCUGGUGGAUGAAAGGCAAAUGCAUAUUGAACAACUUGGCCUGCAAAGCCAGAAAGUACAGGAUCUUACUCAGAAACUGAGGGAAGAAGAAGAAAAGCUCAAAGCCAUUACUUCCAAAUCCAAAGAAGACAGGCAGAAACUGCUCAAGUUGGAAGUGGAUUUUGAACACAAGGCUUCGAGGUUUUCUCAAGAGCAUGAAGAGAUGAAUGCUAAAUUGGCUAAUCAAGAGUCUCACAACAGGCAACUUAGACUCAAGCUGGUUGGCUUGACUCAGAGAAUUGAGGAACUGGAAGAGACCAACAAAAACCUUCAAAAGGCAGAGGAAGAACUUCAGGAAUUAAGAGAUAAAAUUGCCAAAGGGGAAUGUGGCAACUCCAGCCUUAUGGCUGAAGUGGAAAAUCUCCGGAAGCGCGUGUUAGAAAUGGAGGGUAAAGAUGAGGAGAUCACUAAAACUGAAUCCCAGUGCAGGGAAUUGCGGAAGAAGCUGCAAGAGGAAGAACACCACAGUCGGGAACUCAAACUUGAAGUCGAGAAGUUACAGAAGAGAAUGGCUGAACUGGAGAAAUUGGAGGAAGCAUUUAGCAAGAGUAAAUCUGAGUGUACCCAGCUACAUCUAAACCUGGAGAAAGAAAAGAACUUAACCAAAGACCUGCUAAAUGAGCUGGAGGUGGUCAAGAGUCGAGUUAAAGAACUGGAAUGUUCUGAAAGUCGAUUGGAAAAGGCUGAAUUAAGUCUAAAAGAUGACCUUACAAAGUUGAAGUCAUUUACUGUGAUGCUGGUUGAUGAAAGGAAAAAUAUGAUGGAAAAAAUAAAGCAAGAAGAGAGAAAAGUGGAUGGACUCAAUAAAAAUUUUAAGGUGGAACAAGGAAAGGUUAUGGAUGUAACUGAAAAACUAAUUGAAGAAAGUAAGAAGCUUUUAAAACUGAAAUCUGAAAUGGAGGAAAAGGUGUACAAUUUGACAAAAGAAAGAGAUGAGUUAAUAGGUAAACUGAAAAGCGAAGAAGAAAAAUCCUCUGAAUUGAGCUGCAGUGUUGACUUAUUAAAGAAGAGACUUGAUGGAAUAGAGGAAGUGGAAAGGGAAAUAACAAGAGGAAGGUCUCGAAAAGGAUCUGAGCUCACCUGCCCAGAAGAUAACAAGAUUAAGGAACUAACACUUGAAAUUGAGAGACUGAAGAAACGCCUCCAACAAUUGGAGGUGGUUGAGGGGGAUCUGAUGAAGACAGAGGAUGAGUAUGAUCAGUUAGAGCAGAAAUUUAGAACUGAGCAGGACAAGGCUAAUUUCCUCUCUCAACAACUGGAGGAGAUAAAGCACCAAAUUGCCAAAAAUAAAGCAAUCGAGAAAGGUGAGGCUGUGAGUCAGGAAGCAGAGCUGAGACACAGAUUUCGGUUAGAAGAAGCUAAAAGUCGAGACUUAAAAGCCGAAGUACAAGCUCUUAAAGAGAAGAUCCAUGAAUUAAUGAACAAAGAAGAUCAACUUUCUCAACUUCAAGUGGAUUAUUCUGUCCUUCAACAAAGAUUUAUGGAAGAAGAAAAUAAGAACAAAAACAUGGGGCAGGAGGUCCUCAAUCUGACCAAAGAGUUGGAGCUUUCAAAGCGUUAUAGCCGAGCUCUUCGACCCAGUAUGAAUGGGAGAAGAAUGGUGGAUAUUCCUGUGACGUCAACUGGAGUGCAGACUGACGCGGUGAGCAGUGAGGCGGCAGAGGAGGAAACACCAGCAGUAUUUAUACGGAAAUCCUUUCAAGAAGAAAAUCACAUCAUGAGCAAUCUUCGACAGGUAGGAUUGAAAAAACCUAUGGAACGAUCCUCUGUUCUAGAUAGGUAUCCUCCAGCAGCAAAUGAGCUCACUAUGAGAAAGUCUUGGAUUCCAUGGAUGAGAAAAAGGGAAAAUGGGCCCCCAAUCACUCAGGAGAAAGGGCCUCGAGCAAAUCCCAGUCCAGGGCACCCAGGAGAACUGGUCCUUUCACCAAAGCAAGGCCAGCCUCUGCAUAUUCGAGUGACACCAGACCAUGAGAAUAGUACUGCAACUUUGGAAAUAACAAGCCCAACAUCUGAAGAAUUUUUUUCUAGUACCACUGUCAUUCCUACCUUAGGGAAUCAGAAACCAAGGAUAACCAUUAUUCCAUCACCAAAUGUCAUGUCUCAAAAACCAAAAAGUGGAGAUGCUACUCUUGGCACAGAACGAGCCAUGUCCCCGGUCACGAUUACUACAUUUUCUAGAGAGAAGACCCCAGAAAGUGGAAGAGGUAUGUUUGCAGACAGGCCCACAUCCCCCAUUCAGAUAAUGACAGUGUCUACAUCAGCAGCACCAGCUGAGAUUGGAGUCUCUCCUGAAUCCCAGGAAAUGCCCAUGGGAAGGACUGUCCUCAAAGUCACCCCAGAAAAACAGACUCUUCCAACUCCACUACGGAAAUAUAACUCCAAUGCCAAUAUCAUAACCACGGAAGACAAUAAAAUUCACAUUCAUUUAGGUUCUCAGUUUAAACGAUCCCCUGGGACUUCAGCUGAAGGAGCAAGUCCAGUUAUUACUGUCCGACCUGUCAACGUGACAGCUGAAAAGGAGGUUUCCACAGGCACCGUCCUUCGCUCCCCUAGGAACCAUCUCUCAUCGAGACCUGGUGCGAGCAAAGUGACGAGCACUAUCACCAUAACACCGGUCACAACCUCAUCUACUCGAGGAACCCAGUCAGUGUCAGGACAAGACGGGUCAUCCCAGCGACCUACACCCACCCGCAUUCCUAUGUCAAAAGGUAUGAAAGCAGGAAAGCCAGUAGUGGCAGCCCCAGGAGCAGGAAAUCUGACCAAAUUCGAGCCUCGAGCUGAGACUCAGUCUAUGAAAAUAGAGCUGAAGAAAUCGGCAGCCGGCAGCGCUACCUCUCUUGGAGGGGGGAAGGGCUGAGGGCAGUGGCUGAGGGGAAAGCAUCGUCAUUCACCAGUUACGAAUGAACUCCAGAUGAAAUGGUAAACCAAGCACAUACUGGGUGUGUGUACUUCCUCUGAAUCCCUGUUGAAUGAAUAGUAUUUCUACAGCCCUUCAUCAUCACUAAGGUCCUCUGUGCUACUGAUCACUACUGGGAAUAAUUUUCUACUUCCAGUGAUUUUUUUUUUUUGAAGAUAUAAUGUAAAAGCUGAAAAUGGCAUUGCUGAUAAUAUGAAAAUAGGUAGCAAGAGCAAUUCACUCUUUGUGUCAAAAUAAAUUUCUCUGCCUUUUGUAAAGCUUUCAGGUCCAUGGGCACAUGCUAUGUAAUUUAUUUUUAUAAUAUACUCUGUAAUGUGAUUUUUUUCCUAAAGUGUUUCCUUUUUCGUAGUCUAUGGCACAUAUACCUGUAGAAUACACUGUCAGUUAUUCAAAGUAUUGGUACUGGUGCAUUCAAAAUGGAAACCUAUAAGUAUUUUCCUUUAUCAAUUUGUUAUUUUUCUGAAGGAAAAGAAAGUACAACACUCUAUAUAUUUCCUGGGGUAAAUUCAAAACAUAAAAUAGAAGCAGGAGAUUCUAGAAGAGAUUUUAUUAUUGCUGUACAAUACUGUGUCUGAUCAUGGCUCCACAGUAAUAACGCUGAUUUAAGAGUUUAAUUUUAAAUACCUAGAGCCAGUUUUAAAAGUUGCUCUUUCUAGUGUUCUGUGCCAAAACCCCUGGAUGAAUUGAAUUUCAUACGGAACAAAUUAAUAAAAGGAGAUAUGUAAGUUUAACCAGUAAGCGUUAUGGGAAUUGCUUUGACUGACAGUUCAAUUAUAUUUCUGUUUUCAUUAUUUGCUUAUAUAUACAAGACUUAUAUUAAGGACUGUGAUAUCAAGAUAUUUCUCACAGUCUGCCCAAAUGAAAGCCCGAAAAAUAAAAAAUGACCUAGGUAAUAUCUGCAUCUUUUAAAAAAAUGGUAAGAGAAAUCUCAUGAUAGAUAACAUUUUUUUUCUUGAUAGGUAGGAUUUAGAUAUUUUUUCAUAACUGCAUAUAGGUUGCAGAAUAUAUUCUUUAAAGAUAAAAGCACAAUGUGCUUUACUCAAAUCUCAGUGUCAGAGCUGCUGUCGAAUUUAGGUUUAUGGAAAAAUGUGCAUCUAAAGUCUACUUGAAAACCUAAUAACACAGGUUUUUAAAAAAAGACUUUGCUAACGUGGAUAUGUUUUCAAUAAGGUGUUUAAAAAGAUAACUUUAAAGGUAAAUGAAGAAUUGACAUACUAGUUUCUGAAUGUAGAAAUCAUAUAUCAUGUAACUCUACUGAGAUUAAAGAAAGAAUGCUUCCCAGUGUCACAUGAAUACCUAAAAACCAUGCAAACAACACUGUUGGCUCAUUUCUCUGGUUGACAGGUUGUAUCCAGGUUAUAAGCCCAUAGAGGUGAGUCCACAAUGAGUCCCUGGAAUAGAAAAAUUAAUUUGACUUCUUCCCCCUAGGUACCUUUGGAAGGUUUUAAGGUAUACUUUGUGGAAUUAGCAAUCAUAUUUGUAGAUAUUAUAAAUUAAAUUAUAUUUUAUGUAAAAUUAGUUUGAUUUUUGUAAGUAAAAGAAAUGCUAUGGUAGGCUUGUCCUAGCUUGAAUGAUUGUGAAAGUAUCACAUAUCCUUCGGAGCUUUUGAUUAACGAUUAAGCAAACUAGAGUGUGUAUGUGUGAAGAUUUUAAAAACUGUUGCUAGGAAUUUUGUUUUCUGAAAAUGUUUCUGAACUGUAAAGGCAUUUUCAAUUAGAAAAGGGUUUUAUCUUGUAUUGUUAUCUUUUUUUGACACACAGUUAAGUUACAUAUUUGCCCAUGGUUAUACUUCUGAUGGCAAAAUAUUCUGAUGUAUCACAAAUUAGCAUUUGAAGCAAUAACUUUUUCUCAACUUGUGGGAAUUUUAUUAAGCUAACAGUUAAAAGGCUAGAGAAUGAGACUUUACCUCUGGAAUUUAAAAUAUUACAAGUAAUUCACUUGGAUCUGAAGUUUUAAUUUCUCUUGACUUUAUAAUAAAAUUUGGUACUUGCGAUGCAAAGUAUGGUGGUGCGAUCAGAGUCACUUAGAUGGAUGCUGAGACCUUUUCUGCUCAUGCUGUGAUUAAGUCCUCUAUGCAAACCUAAAUGGAAUCUGAGUGACAGAUGAGUAAAACUAAUAAAAAUUAAUAAAAAAAAUUGUUCUGAAACAAAAAAAUAUUAAAAAUUAACAGAAAAGUGAAAACACCAACUAGUUGUAUCCUUAUCUAAUGAAUAAACAAAUAAGAUCAUAAAUAGUCUUAUCCCAAUAUCCACAUCCAGUUGAAAAAAAUUGCCUCCACGUGCAACCCUGGAACCAUCCUAGACUCACAUAAUUUCUAUAUCUUUCAUUGUAAGUAAAUCUCCAAUCAUCAAUAUGAAAGAUAAUCAGUUUUGAAUGGAAGAAUUGUAUUUUCUGAAAUGAUUCCAGUUUAAAGUGCAACAAUUGAACUACCCAUUAUUUUACCCUUUUUUUUUUGAUAAGAGCAUUUUUUGAGGUAUCUUCUGUAGAGAUUUUUUGAGGUAUCUUCUGCAGACAGUGGAUAAAUUUUCCAGAUGAUAGAUGCCUAGAAUGUUCACAAAAUGUGAAGAAUUAAUUGUCUCUUAGGACAACCAUAAAAAAAAAAAUUCAUGAUGUG
Lynx canadensis (Canada lynx) is the source of this 6677-nucleotide messenger RNA. It is a transcript of the gene FILIP1, whose product is annotated as filamin A interacting protein 1. NCBI's taxonomy places the organism in Eukaryota, Metazoa, Chordata, Mammalia, Carnivora, Felidae. The transcript is spliced from 7 exons. The record is from RefSeq and is a predicted model, not a curated record. The coding region runs from base 362 to 4003 and encodes 1213 amino acids.